AUGAAUGUCGAGCAACAAUCAGUUGGUGCCACACAGCAGCUGCCGCCACCGCCGCCGCCCUCGCAGCUGAACACCGCUGACAGCUACGUGGGCGCGGCGGCAUCAUCGGCCAACGCCGCCAUGGCCCAACUCCAAUACGCGAAUGUGGUACCGUCUAGUAGUUACAUGACCAUCGGAAUGCCCAGCAUAGCGACCAUAUCGACAGCCCCGCCUACUCCCCUGCUGGUCACCUCGCCCCCCUCAACGAGCACAUUCAAAACGCCGCUUCUGCCGAUGCCCACACUGGAGGACAUCGAGGUAGCCACCGCGGUUCAGCCACCCGGCAUCCUAAAGUAUCCCGUAUCGGUACCCGUCUCCACCAUGGGCUAUCCCGGCGAGUCGGCUCUCCCGAGCGGAAACAGUACGAGUAACAACUGCGGCACGCUCAAGAGUAACGCGAAGCUCUUGACUGUGGCUCCGACGCCCUCGCAACCGCCCCCACAGAUGAUGCCCCUGCAGCUGAGCACACCAACCCUAACGCUGACCAUGCCGGCACCGCCGCCAACCUCUGUCGGCUCCACAACAGUCAGCUCGGCCGCCAAUUCUAGGCCCCCAGUUCAGCAGCGCAAGGAGACGCAUCAGCAGCAACAACAACAACAGCAACAGCAGCAGCGGCAGAGACAGCGCCAGGCACAGGCUCAUGCAAGCGGUCGUUGGUGCGCCUGCUUCAGCUCCGAAGGUGCCACAAAUGGUGCAGGUGGCGGUGGAACGGGUGGAGGUGGUGCUGCUGGUGGUGGUGGUGGUGGUGGUGGUGGUGGGAAAGCGCCACCAAGCUACGCAACCAAAUCAAAGAAACGCAAACAAACGGCCCAAACAGUUUGGUCCGCAUUGCUCACUAAUUUGGGAAUCUGCACGCUGCUGUUGGCUUACACGCUAUUGGGCUCCUUCAUAUUUCUAACGAUUGAGAACGAGGACUCGGCGCUACUCCACCAGCAACACACUCUGGCCUCCACCAAGCGCAAUAUGGCAGCAGGCGAUGGCAGCAUCUAUCAACAACAGCAGCGACAGCCGCAACAUCAGCAACAACUGCAGCACGGGGACAAUGACACCGUGGCCGCUGCAGUGGCCUUCGCACAUGGAGUUCUGCCCGAGGGCAGCUCGGCAUCCAAUGAUUUUGUUUAUGGCGAGGAUGCGGCGCCACAGUUCGCCUUAUCACCGGAUACCUAUGAUGUACGACAGCGCACCAUUGAGAAUAUCUGGGACAUUACCGUGUCGCUGAACAUACUCUACAAAGAGAACUGGACAAAAUUAGCCGCACUUGAAAUUGCCAAGUUUCAAGACCAAUUAAUCAAGAGACUGAACGAGGAUGUUAUGCUGCAAUUAUCACACGACGAUGUGGCCUCUGGCCAUGGCCAUGCUGCGGUGGCUGGCGGUGGGGGCGGCGGUCCUGGUGGCUCUGGCAACAAUCCUGCUACGGAAGCUGUACUUCUACAUACACAUUUUCAUCACCAUCGUCUGGGUGGCGGUGGCGGACCGCCUCACGAGUGGAAUUUUGCCAAAGCGUUUUUGUAUUCGCUGACCGUUCUGACCACAAUUGGAUAUGGGAAUAUCGCACCACGCACAACACUGGGUCGCAUCGUAACGCUGGCAUACGCCUUCUUCGGAAUACCACUAACACUUGUAUAUCUGAGCAGUACAGGCAGCAUCUUGGCUCGAGUGGCUCGCGAAGUAUUCUCCAAGGCACUCUGCUGCUGUCUCUGCUCCAAUUGCGGUUACUGUUGUUACGAUGAGAAGCGCAUGGCGGAGAAGGAGCGACGGAUGAAGCGGAAGCGCCAGCAGGAGGAGCUGCGCAAACAGCAGGCAGUAAUGCAGGAGCCGUACUAUGUGCGCGACGUCUACCAUGCCACUCCCGAGAAGCAGGCAGGUGGCGGCGACAUCGGUGGCGGAGCCGGCCCCUCGGCCAACAUGCCGCCGCCGCCUGCUCCCACGUCCCUUCCAGCUGACAUUGACUCUUUGAGCGCCAGCGAGUCGCGCGGUUCGAUGCAUGGCUUGAGCAUAUUGGCCCCCAUCCUGCUCUGCUUCUCCAUGAUGAUUAUCUACAUUGUGUUUGGUGCGGCCGUACUCUAUCGGCUAGAGAAUUGGCCAAUUAUCGAUGGCAUCUACUUCUGUUUCAUGAGCCUGUCGACCAUAGGGUUCGGAGACAUGUUGCCCGGACUGCGAAGGGAAUCGAACGCAACCACCUGGUUCUGCUCCGUUUAUAUAAUGUCGGGCAUGACCUUGACCGCCAUGUGCUUCAAUGUCAUACACGAGGAGAUCGUGCAUCGCAUUCGCAUUGUGGUCGAGUUCAAGAAGACAAAUACAGCGGCCAAUGGCGUAACUGGAGGCUCCAUGAUAGACGUGACGCACGAGGAAGACACGCCCACUUCGCUGGUGCUGGCCGCAACGACAGACAACCCGCCCAUGCAUCUGCUCAAGGACUAUGUGAACCAUGAGCUGGUGCCCAUACUCACAAUGGAUCCGAACAGCGCCAGUGCAGUCGGCAAUCGUUUAUCGCUGGCCGCACCCGCCUAUACGCCAACACUAGGCGGCGACUUAACGCCCAACAGUUGCAUUGCCCAUGGCGGCGACGGCCCCCUAGGAUUCUCGACGCUGAGCAGCCCCUUGUUGGAGGGUCUGACGCCGACCACAGCGCAGGCCAAGGGCGUAUACACGCUGACUGAGGAAACGGAAAUGGAGCUACAAGCCGUACACACUGAGACGCAAGUGGAGCGCGUAUAA
Messenger RNA from Scaptodrosophila lebanonensis, 2757 nucleotides. RefSeq lists its product as uncharacterized. Gene Ontology annotation, biological process: potassium ion transmembrane transport; stabilization of membrane potential. The transcript is spliced from 5 exons. Lineage: Eukaryota; Metazoa; Arthropoda; Insecta; Diptera; Drosophilidae. The coding region runs from base 1 to 2757 and encodes 918 amino acids. Gene Ontology annotation, molecular function: potassium ion leak channel activity. The record is from RefSeq and is a predicted model, not a curated record. Gene Ontology annotation, cellular component: membrane.